Molecule: messenger RNA, 513 nt
Organism: Dreissena polymorpha
Lineage: Eukaryota; Metazoa; Mollusca; Bivalvia; Myida; Dreissenidae
Product: ficolin-1-like
Exons: 4
Coding region: 1-513 (170 amino acids)
Source: RefSeq, a predicted model, not a curated record
AUGCUUUCAACAAGAACAAAAGACUGUUCCGAGUUGUUGGUUCAUGACGCCAGGCUAAGAAGUGGCGUGUACACCAUCACUACUCCUCUCACUCACACACAGGUACAGGUGUACUGUGACAUGGACACUGAUCGAGGAGGCUGGACGAUAUUUCAAAGACGUUUCAACGGAAGUGUUGAUUUUUACAGAAACUUUAGUGACUAUGAAAACGGAUUCGGCAAUGUGGCUGGUGAAUAUUGGCUAGUUGAUUCGAGUUACACAUUCUUCACAGACUCGGCACAUAAACCUGUUGGAAAUGCCUCUAGUACGUAUGAUCAUGAUGUUGACAACGAUGCGACCAAUUGUACCGAAACGUACAAAGGUGGCUGGUGGUAUAAUGCGUGCUUCUACAACAUUAACCUAAAUGGCUUGUACAAACCUGGACGCUUUGAUCUUACGUCUAUGAAAUAUGACAAUGGCGUUGGACUUACUUCGAGCACGAUUAUGUUUAAAGACACAUUCCAGAAAGCAUGA